Molecule: messenger RNA, 4106 nt
Organism: Wasmannia auropunctata (little fire ant)
Lineage: Eukaryota; Metazoa; Arthropoda; Insecta; Hymenoptera; Formicidae
Product: PHD finger protein 14
Exons: 14
Coding region: 699-3473 (924 amino acids)
Biological process (GO): regulation of transcription by RNA polymerase II
Source: RefSeq, a predicted model, not a curated record
ACGAGCCCGCGGGUAAUUUCCGCGUUUACGAUCCCGUAGACGUGCGGAUGGAAAUCACGUCGUGCCGCGACGACGGUCGUGAGGAACAAUCGAGACCGCGACAGUGAGACAACCAUGGAGUCAAAUGAUGGAAUGCAAAAUAGCUCGCGUACUCGGAAUCCCUUCGGCGUUUUCUUCUCUCGCCUGCACUCUCUGGCGGUUUCGAAAAUCGCGAAGAAAGCGAAGAUUGCUUUGCUUUACGAGCAGUCGAUCUUCCUGUCGAGUGGAAAGCGACAGAUAAGAUAAACCUAACGAAUAACAUUUACACACUUGUAAAGUAAAUACAUAAAUUACAGUGUGAUUAAACGUGAGUAUCGGUAAUCGUACAAUUUCUUCUUAUGGCUCGAUAAAGUGAGAUACCACAUUUGUGAGUAACGUGAAUCAGGGGGAUUUUUUGCUGUUAUGUAAACAUGUGUUUUCGUACGCAAUAAGUGCACAUUUCUGUCAUAUCAAAAAGAUUGUAUCUUCUAUUUUUUUUCCACUUCAAUGAUGUUACGGCUAUUAUUAUUGUGCCAUCACGAAAUUAUUGCUCAAGUUAUUAAGCAAACAUAAACAAUAUUAGUUGUAUUAUUUGAUUAAUGCAUGUACUAAAUGCAUUGUAAUAAAUUAUAUAUGUCCUAACAAGUAUAUUAACAUCCAUUGUAUUUCUAUGCUGCGGUAUGGGGACGGUAUACAUACGUGCUUGUGCGCGCGCGCGCGCGCGUUUACGUGCGAAUAUAUUUGAAAGAGACCCCAAGAAGAGGAGGGUAAAACCGGUUGAUUCGGCGCAUCAUCAUUCUCUGCUUGACUUUGAUCUCGGUGAGAGCUCGGAUGACAGCGAUUUUAGGAUCGAGGAUCAUUGCGAGGAGUCGGACGAUGAUUCUGUAGAUUCUCACGAUGCGAAAGAAGAGGCAGAUGCAUCUGAAGAAUCCGACGAUUCAUUGGGAGAUCCAUUAUUGAGAAGGAAAGAUGGUACCAGCUUGACUGUAGGAGAUCUGAUCGAACAAGCUCGCCAACAGGCUUUGAAGGGUGCUCCUCUUGAUGACAAACUAAAUAAAGUGCUAAUCUGCUGUGGUUGCUUAGGAGACAGGAGUGACGAUAUAAAUGAGAUUGUCGAAUGCGAUGGCUGUGGAGUCAGCGUUCACGAAGGAUGUUACGGUGUAUCUGACGUGGAAAGUUUCUCCAGUACCGACUCCUUGUGCCAGUCUGCGCCAUGGUUCUGCGAAGCUUGUAGCGCAGGAAUCGAAGACCCAUCGUGCGAGCUCUGUCCUAACAAGGGUGGAAUUUUUAAAGAGACAGACGUUGGAAAAUGGGUCCAUUUAGUGUGUGCUCUUUAUGUGCCCGGUGUUGCUUUCGGCGAAGUCGAUCGUUUAUCGAGCGUAACACUAUUCGAAAUGGCAUACAGUAAAUGGGGUGCGAAGACAUGCUCUUUGUGCGAGGACUCGUGUUACGCGCGCACAGGCGUGUGCAUCGAAUGCGAUGCCGGGAUGUGUCAUACAUAUUUUCACGUAACCUGUGCGCAAAGAGAGGGUUUACUGUCCGAGGCACACAGCGAGGAAGUCGAUCAAGCCGAUCCAUUCUAUGCACAUUGCAAAUUGCACUCCGACAAAUCCCUCGUUCGCAGACGUAGGCGUAAUUGGCUAGCUUUACAAAUGCGCGCGCAGUACCGGCAACAGAUGUUGAAGCAGCCUAAUCACUUGGACACGGACGACCAACGUAGGAUUCAACGAAAGUUGGCCAAGCACAGGCACAAGUAUUUAGCUCACAAAGCGUCGCGUCCGCCGCCAUGGGUGCCUACGCAAAAGAUGCCACGUUUACUAACUACAUCUGCCUCCGCUUGCCGUCAACUGGCACGUAAGGCCGAAUUAAUGGGCGUAGACACGGCCGCGCUGGAGGCGCAGGAGUCCCAGCUGGUGGCAUUGGUCGACGUUAGAAAGAAAUGGCAUAUCGCUCCCGCUUUCAGCGUAGAAUUUAUUGGUUAUUACUUGGACCGCAACUUACGCGUGACGUCAAUGAAGAGACGAUUGCAAGAACUUCUCGACGUCAAUUCGCAGCUGUUGAACGAGCAACAGAGACUCGACAGAAAGUACGACGAAGUGAUGAAGGAUAACGAGGAGCAGAUCAGGGUGAACGUGACGUUGAAGGAGAAGAUCGAGUUGUAUCAUCAAGUACUUAAAAGCGCCGGUUUCGCGAAGCCUCUGCCAUCGAUCGUCGAUCUGGUGAAGCCAAGAAUAGCACCCACUCUCGGCACCGGAUUAGGCGUGCCUACGGCGGCCGCCUUGAAGAUGGGCGUUGGAUUUCCGCUCCCCAUGGGUAUACGCGAGGGUAGAGUGUUGAGCAGCCAGGCGCAGGAACAGAAUCACAAGACCGAGCUGACGACGUUGCGGCACCAAUGCGGCAUCUGCAGACGGUCCACUAACCAACAUCUUCUGGCUAAAUGCGACACAUGUCAUUUGCACUAUCAUCUAUCCUGUCUGAGUCCACCUUUGGCGCGGAUGCCCAAGAAAACAAGACAAAUGGGAUGGCAGUGUUCCGAGUGUGACAAGGAAUCCUCGGGAUCGGAAGUGGAACGCGUGGAUACAUCGGCACCGCGCAAGUUGAGGCAUUGUAAGGAUGAGGCUAAUUCGACACCUACACCGCCGCAGGAAGCGCAAGCAGCCAUGACACCAAACACGCCUACUACGUCGAAAAAUUCUGCGAGUAACGUAACAAACGUUACGACUCCUGACACGCAUACAACGCCAAAGCUAACUAUUAAACCAAUGGGACCGCAACCGCCAACCGUAGAACCUACACAACCAUCCGAGUCGAUGUACAAUCAACAAUCGGUUAAUAAUAUCACCGUAAGAGAAGGUUCACCGGAAUACAUGGUAGCGUCAGCGGAUGGAACGGAAGUGGUCUCUCAAAGAAGUGGGAAAAAAAGAAGAAGGGAAAAGCAUAAGAGAUACUCCCCGGAUCCGAUAACUGGAAUCAAACAGAGAAAAAGAAAGCAUAAAAGGAAAAGUUUAGAUAUAGAGAAUCCAGAAGUUCAAAGCCAAGUUCCGGAGGUCCAUAGAAGGAUUACAAUAAAAAUAAAACCAAUUCGUCGGCCGGAAGGACACACGGACUCGGAAUCGAGCCCGCAAAUGUUCGUGGCCACUUCGAGCACUGAAAUUACAUUGCCGCCACCGCCUGCGCCACCCCCGGCUGUAAACGUACCUCCAGUGAAUGUAUCCGUGAACAGCAGUGGUCGACUGUCGACGGGAACGAAGAGAGGGAAAGAUACGGACCUUAUGACGCAGUGUAACGUCUGUGAUACUCCCGGCACCAAUCAAAAUCUCGUUAUGUGUGACGAAUGUAAGAAAUGCUAUCACUUUACGUGCUUAGAUCCUCCUGUGAAAAAGUCUCCGAAAAGGAGAGGCUAUUCGUGGCACUGUGCCGACUGCGACCCUAGUGCCUCUGAAACUGAGACUUAAUAUCAACAAUUUUCUAUCUGCAGCUCCAAUUCUACGUUUAUAUAAAUAAGGCACUCAGUGUUAUUCAGUUUUUUUUUUUUGUAAGAUACGAGAAUACAGAAGAGAGAAAAUUUGCUGUAAUUUAGAAAGAAAAAUUUUAUGAAUUCUAUGAAAAUUUAUUAUAAUUCCACUUAAAACUGAUUUAUUUGACUCUUAGCAUAGUUCGCGCUACUUAUUUCUCGUUAUUUCUUUUACUUUUUCGUACUGCUUUGUAGUUUUAUAUAGCAAUUCUACGAAAAAGAUAUUAAAUAAAUUAUUAUAGCAAGAAAUAAAAGAAUAUACAAAAGAAUAUUUUCGCACGAGAUCAUUGUAUGAUACUAUUUCAAAGGCAAAAUUAUCAAAAAUUAAUGAAAGGAAUUUCAUCAUAUCCAACAUUUAAAGAAACAUUAACAUACGAUAAAUUUAUAUUCUUUUUAUUUUAACGACAGUCAUUGCGUCAAUAUUACAUUUUGUACAUUCUAAGUUACAAUUUUACUAUUGUAGUAAAUAAAAAUUUAAUGUUCAUUAUCUAAAUGAAAUUGUCAUAGGUUUACAAAAGAACAGCGUUGGAGUCAGAAGCAGCGCUGUAGAUUAUGUAAUAUUACUCUGAAAUAA